Molecule: messenger RNA, 264 nt
Organism: Nannospalax galili (Upper Galilee mountains blind mole rat)
Lineage: Eukaryota; Metazoa; Chordata; Mammalia; Rodentia; Spalacidae
Product: protein PIGBOS1-like
Exons: 1
Coding region: 55-264 (69 amino acids)
Source: RefSeq, a predicted model, not a curated record
ACAGCCUGCCUGACUGGAGUUGGGUGCUGGAAAUGAUCUGAAGAGAUUUACUGCAUGUGGAGUGUAACUACUUCGGACUGUGCUGUGUUUAUUGCAACAAUGCUUGGGAGAGUGACUCUUCCACAAAUGCUUUUUGCUUCCAUCCUUGGAAUUGCUGGAGGAAUGUAUAUUUACCAGCCAAUAUUUGAACAAUACUCUAGAAAUCAGAAGGAAUUAAAAGAAAAGGUGAAGUUGGCAAAAGAAUCAGAAGAAAAGAGAAGUUAA